UGGGUAAGCUGAUUUGGGGUUUCCUUCAAUGCAUCGACCGUGCGUGGCCGGAUCUAGAGAAUCCGAGCUUCCGGAAAGACGCAGGGUCAGGGGGAGGUCUAUGGGGGAAGUGUGUGGGUUUUGGGUCUGCGCCUGGACGGUGAUCGUUGUCCCGAAUGCCUUUCCCUCCUCCAUUCUAUCUUGCGGCUUUCUGAAUCUCUCCAACCAGAACUCUACUAUGAUGCAGCUAGAGUCUCUCUUGCACAGUGGCUAUUUCCACCCCGUGCUGCGGUCAUGGCAGACGUCAGCCACUGCUUUUGAUGCCACCAAUCUCAUCUACCCCAUCUUUGUGACAGACAGCCCUGAUGCCGUGGAGCCCAUUCCUAGUCUGCCUGGCCAGGCCCGGUAUGGAGUCAACAAGCUGGAGGAGAUGCUGCGCCCUCUGGUGGCUGAUGGGCUGAAGUGCAUUCUGAUAUUUGGUGUCCCCACUAAAGCAGCCAAGGAUGAACAAGGCUCUGCAGCUGAUGCGAAGGACACACCGGCAAUCCAGGCUGUGAAGAUGAUCCGGUCUGAAUUCCCAGAGUUGCUGAUAGCCUGUGAUGUCUGCCUCUGCCCAUACACUUCUCAUGGACAUUGUGGCAUCCUUCGGGAGGAUGGCACCCUCCAGAACGAGGCCAGCUGCCAGAGACUGGCAGAGGUGGCACUGGCUUACGCUAAGGCAGGAUGCCAUAUUGUUGCCCCCUCGGAUAUGAUGGACGGGCGCAUCCGUGCGAUAAAGGAGGCCCUGAUCUCCAAUGACAUGGGCAACAAGGUUUCCAUCAUGAGCUACAGUGCCAAGUUUGCUUCCUGCUUCUAUGGCCCUUUUAGAGAUGCAGCCUUGUCCAAACCCGCCUUCGGAGACAGACGGUGUUACCAGCUUCCUCCAGGGGCUCGAGGACUGGCUGUGCGAGCAGUGGACCGGGAUGUGCGAGAAGGAGCAGAUAUGCUAAUGGUAAAACCAGGGAUGCCCUACCUAGACCUUGUGCGGGAGGUCAAGGAUAAACAUCCCACCCACCCGUUGGCUGUUUACCAUGUCUCAGGGGAGUUUGCCAUGUUGUGGCAUGGAGCACAAGCUGGUGCCUUUAACUUGAAGACUGCAGUUCUGGAAGCCAUGACAGGGUUCAGACGAGCAGGGGCUGACAUCAUCAUUACAUACUAUGUGCCUCAGCUUCUGCGGUGGCUUAAAGAAGACCAGGCAUGAAGCAUGCGCCUCCCUCUCUCCUGUGAUGGGAGAGGAAGGAGGAGUUCGGCAGCAGUUGGCAACAAGGGGCAGGCACCCCCUGUCUUUUUGAGAGACUGAGCACGGCUUUGGGGUGGGAAUGGAUGCAGACCAUGCACCCUCCUACCUGCAGUGCUCCUUAGUCACCAAAGGAAUAAUCCCUCCUAAAGUGCUGUUGUAAUCAAAUCCUGAGGCCCUUGCAUCCUGAGCUGGUGCUGCACCCUUCUUUUUUACAAAAUAUGCAUGUUCAAAAAUGCUACAAGCAAGGAAGAGUUAAGUUCUUAGCCCUGUAAAACUCCUUGCUGCAUCAGUAGUAGAUGAAUUGGAAGUGUUUGUACAGCAGAAGAAGAUGCUUGUAAAAAGUGCCAUUGAGCUGUGAAGGUCAGACUGAGGCCUUCUGGGAGUAAGGCCAACCCUUUCUCUGCGAUCCCCUAAUUUAAAAUCUAACAAGGAUGACAAGUGCUCCUUUAUUCCACAAACUAGAAGUAGUUAUCUAGAAGAAGUCUGCCUCUAUAUCUAUCGAUAGAUACAGAUAUAUACAUAAACACAUGCCAAAAUAGCAAAAGAGUGGCUGUAGGAUUGACUAUAGACAAUCACUGGUAUCUUAAUGGUUGCCAGGCAUAUAGACUCAUCCUGUACGUGAGGGAUGUGGUUAUUUUGAGAAUAUGAGCCAUAUUUUAGAUGGCUUCAAAUGUUACCACUAUUUUUACCCUGGUAGGACUCCUGUGUUUUUAACUAGCAGUAUGAUAGAAAUCUUAACUAGGGUAGUUUCUCUUGUUGAAAUAGGCCUUUUUUAUACACAACAGCUGGCCAAGGAAUGAACUAUGACUUGAUCAGUUAAUCACUAGUUUGUUAAAGUAGACUGCAGAAUUGAGGUCAUUUGUAGUCCAGCUGAAACCACUGGGGCCAGGCAGAUGGGCAAGUGAUUUGUAGCUGAAGUGUAUUUACAUCUGAGUGCACGAGCUUUUGCCCUUUCCUUUCAUGUAUUUUGACCACUAAUGUACUGCCCCUCUCAAUGCUGUGUUUCCGUGAACAAUGAGAAAAUUACCUACACCACCUACAGAGCUGGAGUCCAACCUUUCUUUAUAUCAUUUUAGAUUAAACUUUGGAGGGAAAGUAAAAAGUACCAAUACUUUCUGGAA
Messenger RNA from Heteronotia binoei (common prickly gecko), 2379 nucleotides. RefSeq names its product aminolevulinate dehydratase (gene ALAD). The record is from RefSeq and is a predicted model, not a curated record. Gene Ontology annotation, cellular component: cytosol. The transcript is spliced from 12 exons. Gene Ontology annotation, molecular function: zinc ion binding; porphobilinogen synthase activity. The coding region runs from base 29 to 1219 and encodes 396 amino acids. Gene Ontology annotation, biological process: heme biosynthetic process. NCBI's taxonomy places the organism in Eukaryota, Metazoa, Chordata, Lepidosauria, Squamata, Gekkonidae.